This is a messenger RNA of Aspergillus tanneri, 777 nucleotides long. RefSeq lists its product as uncharacterized. Bases 1 to 777 code for a protein of 258 amino acids. The record is from RefSeq and is a predicted model, not a curated record. Lineage: Eukaryota; Fungi; Ascomycota; Eurotiomycetes; Eurotiales; Aspergillaceae. The transcript is spliced from 3 exons.
AUGGAGGAGCGGGCGUGCUCUGAAGCACAAACUGAUCUAGGUGCUUACUAUAAGGUUGCCAUGAAAACCUUUGUCGAUAAUAUCUGCCGCCAAGUUGUUGAGAGGCAUAUUAUUAAUAAACUCCCGGAUGUAUUCAGCCCGGUGACUGCCCAGCUUCUGGACGGCACCCCGUACAUUACAGGGUAUAUCGAGAAGUUUCAGAAUCCUCCGCUAAGCGAUCUCUUCGGUCUGGAUAUCGUCACGGAGUGGGGAAGAUUGGUAAAUCUGUGUCGCGAUUACAAUAAUCAGCAUCUAGAGGCCAUGUUCACAUUGGGUACAAUCGCAUUCGCAGACAAUGCGAACAUGAGCCUUUUGCGAAGAAUGGCUGCGAUCUGCAUCUUGAAAGACGCUAAGGACCUGAAACUGCCACUCCAUACAGGAUAUUCUGGGUUCCAAUUGAAUGACAAACCCACACAAGAAUCUCUAGGAACGUUAAUGGACCGCUAUCCUGAAAUAUUGAAUGAUGGUGCAAGCUUCGACAGGGCUUAUAAUUUUGUGACAGAAUCUGAAGAUCUUUGCAGGGAUGAGUGCCACGCUCUCGCGAAGAAGCUUCUACAGCAGUGGCCGUGUCCAAACCCUUCCAACAGCAACCAAACAGCAACGCACAUUGAUGUCAAUAAGGUCCUCGGCAUGGUUCAAGAGGAGUGGCUCCGGCUCUUCAAGAAUUUUGAAUUUGCACAGACUCUUCUGGACUUCCAAAAGUCCUUAACCAAUAUCAGGGUAGAUCUAAUCCGAUGA